AUGGCUAGUACCUGGGAUCACGAAAGAGACAAGAAGUUGCUUUUAGCCAUUAUGGCCGUUCAUUCUCCGCUGGAUUAUGCCGCAAUUGCUAAAGCGAUGGGACAGGGCGACAGCACUGCCGCUGUGAAGAAGCACGUCUACACUCUGAAAGCCCAGCGAGCAAUCUCCGCACAAUCUCUUGCCAAGGCCAAGACCGACAAGCCCACUGACUGUGGCGACAAGGGUACCAAAACCACCACCAAGCGCAAGAUUGACUCGCCCACAAUGUCUGAAGAUAACUCCAUUGUCGAGAACCAGGACGAGGAUGGGUUUGAAUCCAGCUCCAGCCCCAACAAGCAGCGCAAGCUCUAA
Messenger RNA from Penicillium psychrosexuale, 351 nucleotides. RefSeq lists its product as uncharacterized. The coding region runs from base 1 to 351 and encodes 116 amino acids. Lineage: Eukaryota; Fungi; Ascomycota; Eurotiomycetes; Eurotiales; Aspergillaceae. The transcript is spliced from 3 exons. The record is from RefSeq and is a predicted model, not a curated record.